UUAUUUGCAUAUUCAUCAGUACACCGGUGUUGUAUGUACUUUGCACAAGUUCGCUUUUUGUGUUUUGCGUAGUUUGGUUUUUGGAAAAUUUGAUAAAAUGUGGAAAAAUUUGUGUUACAAGUUUUCAUUAAUUUCGCUGCUACUUUGUGUCCCGAGUUCAAUGCAAAUUUCUCUGGAUGAAUUUUUAACUUUGACACGUAGUCAGAAAGUAGCAUUAGAUGAGUUUCGAAGUGCAGUAAGUUCCAAACUUCCACACCAAUAUAUGAGGGAAGAUGUCUAUUUAAUACGAUGGUUGAGAGAACAAAACUUUAACGUCUCCGGGGCAACAAAUCGCAUUUUAAAGGAUAUCCAGUGGAGAGAAGACAACGAUAUCGACAAUAUUCUAAAGGAAGACUGGGCCGAUUUUGACCGCGAGUUCCGAGUUCACAUUGAAGGCUGUGAUAAAUCAGGGCGACCCAUUCUCUCAAUUCCGGUCGGAGAUUGGGACCUGCGCCGAGCCGUCGUCGCCGGCCAAUCGAAUCGUCUCAUGAGAUAUUUUAGCAAACUGUUCGAAGAGGGAUUCACAAUGGCGAGAAAGUUUCAAGAAAAUGGACAAAAUGCGACGCAAGGAACGAUAAUUUUCGACAUGGGAAAUUUUAACCUAAUUCAGCAAGGAUGUUUGCGAUGUAUCCCCAUAUUUUUCCACAUUUUGUCCGUUUAUGAGCAACACUACCCAUACUUUGCACAUUGGGUUGUCUCUGUAAACACUCCCGAAUUUGCACUCCCAAUUUACGACAUCUUCAAAGGCAUCUUAUCCAAGCAUGUUAACGAAGUGCUGCACAUUUUUGGCAGGAACAAGAGAAAGUGGCAAAACUUUUUACUUGAGGAAAUUGACGAGUCUCAGCUUACGAAAAAUUUGGGUGGAACAAACUUUGAAGCUCUGGAUUACGCAGAUUUUAGAGGAAUGGAUGUUUCUUCGUAUACUUGUGCGGAUAUGGAGCUCCUUCGUCAUCAUUAAUGUUAUUUUGAACUGUGACGUUUUAUAACAUCAUGCUGCUCUUUAUGCAAAAAUAAUUAAGAUAUCACUUUGAUUGUAAUUAGCCAUAUUUUUUAACUGAUUACUAAUGCGUUAAACGACAAUUCAUAAUUGCUAUGCACAGUACGGUCUAAAACCAAUUUAGUCUUUGGUAUCAUGAUUAUAUCGCAUCUACAUAACUCACGUAAUUUGAUAAAUCCCAUGUUAACAAAUCGCUAGGGAAAUCCUAACUUAACAGAACAACAAGACUAAUUGCCUAAUUUGUACUAAUGCUUUAACAUUUGCAUAAAUUUGAAGUCAUUUCCCACUCCGGAAAUAAUCUAUAUUUAUCCCUAAAGUUCAAUAUAAAAAGGGAAUAAACUUUGCUAUGACAAU
Folsomia candida is the source of this 1390-nucleotide messenger RNA. Its product is annotated as SEC14-like protein 2. The coding region runs from base 98 to 997 and encodes 299 amino acids. The transcript has 6 exons. Gene Ontology annotation, cellular component: cytoplasm. The record is from RefSeq and is a predicted model, not a curated record. Lineage: Eukaryota; Metazoa; Arthropoda; Collembola; Entomobryomorpha; Isotomidae.